UUUUGAAUAAAAAGGAAACAUUUUAUCCCUAUCUGUAAGAGCUCGAACGCAUAAAAGAGAACCUCCAAUUUCCAUGGCGGUAGCUCUAGUCUCAAUUUCUACAGCUCCACCUUCAAGCAGACCAAACCCACUUGUCCAUUGCCCUUCUUCUGCAUUCAAGGGAAAUGUGGAAACUUUGAAGGCAAGCCCAUGUCAUAUUUCAUCUCUGAAGCUCCACAGCAAGACCUGCUUUAGAGAAAGAAGACAACUUGUGGUUCUCAGUAAGGCAGCUUCAUCAUCAUCACCCUCAUCCUCUGCUUUGGCUCCACAGGGCAAUGUUCGAUUCCGGCUUGAUAAUCUGGGCCCACAACCCGGCGCCAAGAAGAAGCCGAAGAGAAAAGGAAGGGGUAUAGCGGCUGGUCAAGGAAACAGCUGUGGAUUUGGCAUGAGGGGUCAGAAAUCACGUUCUGGACCCGGCGUCAAGAGGGGUUUUGAAGGGGGUCAGAUGCCUCUCUAUCGUCGAAUUCCCAAGUUGAGAGGAAUUGCUGGAGGCAUGCAUGCGGGUUUACCUAAAUAUGUCCCUGUGAACCUGAAAGACAUAGAAGCUGCAGGAUUUAAAGAAGGAGAAGAGGUAUCAUUGGAAACCUUAACGAAGAAGGGUUUGAUCAAUCCAUCAGGAAGAGAAAGGAAACUCCCUUUGAAGAUACUUGGUACCGGGGAACUAAGCGUGAAACUGAACGUAAAGGCCCGUUCCUUUUCAUCAUCAGCGAAGGAGAAGCUUGAGGCUGCUGGAUGUUCCCUCACUGUAUUACCUGGAAGGAAGAAAUGGGUAAAGCCAUCAGUUGCAAAGAACCUUGCUCGUGCUGAAGAAUACUUUGCCAAGAAAAGAGCAGCUGCUGCGGAAGAACCAGCUUCUGCUUGAAACCAAUUGUCAGGCAUGCAGCUCAAACAUUGUUUUGUAACUGUAGUAGUAAAUGUUUAAGUUAUCUCAUCAAGUUUAAUUUUCCCUGGUUUUUUUCAGUUUCUUUUUGGUUUUUAGAAGACUUGCAAUUGUAAUUUGUAAUUUAUUUUUGUAAAAAGUGCUGUUCUCUAAUCUCGUCAGAACUUUGGUGGCAA
Ziziphus jujuba (common jujube) is the source of this 1095-nucleotide messenger RNA. Its product is annotated as large ribosomal subunit protein uL15c. Gene Ontology annotation, cellular component: cytosolic large ribosomal subunit; ribosome. Gene Ontology annotation, molecular function: structural constituent of ribosome. Gene Ontology annotation, biological process: translation. Lineage: Eukaryota; Viridiplantae; Streptophyta; Magnoliopsida; Rosales; Rhamnaceae. The transcript is spliced from 4 exons. The coding region runs from base 74 to 901 and encodes 275 amino acids. The record is from RefSeq and is a predicted model, not a curated record.